Molecule: messenger RNA, 447 nt
Organism: Geodia barretti
Lineage: Eukaryota; Metazoa; Porifera; Demospongiae; Tetractinellida; Geodiidae
Source: the annotation of a GenBank genome assembly
AUGAAGGAUUACGUGGAAGCCAUUGCGGCAAUGUGGGAGCAGAUCGGAUUGGAAACCGAAAUCAGGGAAAUGGAGUUUUCAGCUUGGCGGGAAGAGUAUCGUGGCGCGACCACCACGUGUUGUGUUUACCCGUUCCGCGGAUAUGCAGAACCGCCUCAUCCGACCGUCCACUUUGCUUAUAGCCCUGAGCGGUUUAUGCGCUUCUACGUUAGUGAUACCGCUUGGCAAAACACUUACAACGCACUGAAUUCGCUGAACUUCGAAGAGCAGCUGGGCCACUGGCACGCUGUAACCGACGAGUUGUUCUACGACGUGGUGAGUAUUCCUUUGCACACGCUUUCGGUUCAGGUAGUCAUCGACCCCGAGGUCGUCGCGGAGUACGCCUAUCUCGGGCCUUAUGGCGGCCAAUUCACCGACCUGGAACAUAUCAGGGGAGUGCGCUACUAA